This is a messenger RNA of Bathycoccus prasinos, 891 nucleotides long. RefSeq lists its product with no specific name. NCBI's taxonomy places the organism in Eukaryota, Viridiplantae, Chlorophyta, Mamiellophyceae, Mamiellales, Bathycoccaceae. The transcript has a single exon. Bases 1 to 891 code for a protein of 296 amino acids. The record is from RefSeq and is a predicted model, not a curated record.
AUGGAGACUUUUUUAGGGGAAAAGAGAUUUUCGUCAUUUACUCAAAGUCAUCCAGAUAUGAUGCGGAGGCAAACGAGCGGCGAUUUUUACGACGCGGAUGCGGAACCCGAGAACGACAACUUGAACAACAACAAAAUGCGUACCGCUAUGGAUGAUGAUGACGAUAAUGCAUUUUACUUUGAUGAUGGUGAAGAACAAAUUCGACAUCGUCGUCCAGAAGUGAUGAUGAUGACGACGACCGGGAACAACACCCCUUUUAAAAUCGAGGAGGAGGAGGACCACCGGGAGCAGACGAAGAAUAACACGCAACAAAGAGUGUUGGGGACAACAGCGGCAGAAAAACGAUUCGUAGCGUUAAAACCAUCGAAGAGGAGUGGACGAAUAAUAGAUAAAAAGAUGAGUAAAAAGAGAACGGCGGGAGUGGGUUUGAGGUCGCACGCCAGGCUAGGUGUGUCGCCAGUGCGAGGAGGAGGAGGAACGAUUACUACUACUACUACUACUACUACUACUGGUGCGUUGUUGUUAUCGAGGAAGAAAGAGAAGAAGAAACGGUCGAUGCAGCAGAGGCGGGAGAGGACGAGUAAGCGGGAAAGGUAUAGUCUCGGCGGCGCGGCGGCGUCGUCCGACGGAGGAGGUACGGACGACGAGGAUAACGGGAGGAGAGUUAUCGGUGGCGUUUACUCGACGGCGAUGGAACGCGAAGACGCCAAGAGGAGACAGAUGCUUUAUAAACGUCUGGAUAGAUUGAAACAGUUGCCAUCGCAGAGCCAGUUUGCGAAAACGCAAAUCGCGUUGGUGAAUAAAUGUUUGGAGAUGUUGAUGAAAGUGACGGUGAGAACGAACGAGGAGGAGGACGAGUUGGCGAAGUUGUUGAGCAGCGUGAAGAUUUGA